AUGGUCGUGAAAUUUGAAGAUCCGGACAACUUCUUGAAUCCCAUUAUUCCCGGUGGCUUCCCAGAUCCGUCAAUUUGCAGGGUUGGCGAUGUCUACUACAUCUGCAACUCUUCUUUCGAAUACUUCCCGGGUCUGCCGAUCCACGAGAGCACGGACUUGGUAAACUGGAGAUGGGUGGGCUAUGGCCUACACAGGAAAGAGCAGGUUAGUUCAGCAGUGAACCUCGUUGACGUGAAGUCUGAGGAUGGCAUUCAGGCCCCAUCUCUCCGAUACAAGGAUGGCACAUUCUACAUUAUCACCACUUGCGUGUAUCGUCCACCAGGAACUGACGAGGGAACCUGCACAAACUUCAUCAUCACGGCAUCGGACAUUCAUGGUCCCUGGUCAGAUCCCCAUGUCAUCGAAGGUGCCCCAGGUAUAGAUCCGGACAUCUUCUUCGAUGAUGAUGGUAAAGCCUGGUAUGUGGGGACUGCGGCACCCGACAAGCCAAACUAUCCAGGCGAAGGAGAACUCUACUGCCAUGAGCUAGACUUGGGGGCCUUCAAGUUGGUCGGAGAGCGACACCACUUGUGGCGGGGAGCCCUCCAUGGUGGUGUUUUCGUGGAGGGGCCGCACAUGUACAAGCACGAAGGCUCUUACUACCUAAUGGCGGCUGAAGGCGGCACCGGCGUGAAUCAUGCAGAAGUCAUUGCUAUCAGUGACAAGGUCACCGGCCCUUUCUACCCAAACGACCGGAACCCGAUCUUGACCUCGCGCCACCUCUCUUAUGAUAACUGGGUCCAUAGCACAGGACAUGGUGAUCUGUUCCAGCUACCAGACGGGCGAUGGUUCAUGGUGUGUUUGGGGGUACGAGCGGAGGAGGGUAAACAGGGCAUGAAGCGAUCAAACAUGGGCCGGGAGACACACCUGGUACCGGUUCGCUGGGAGCGAGAGCCAAUGGAGUGGCACUCUUUAGGACCUGUCGGGGAGAGGCUGUGGCCUGUCUGUGCACCGGAUACCGGCCGUGUCGAGCGUCAAUCGGCUCUUCCCUUAAAAUCGAUGCAGCUGCAUGCUUGCAACACCUUUCGUGACACGUUCGAAUCGCCAUCUCUGCACCCAGAGUGGAACUUUCGUCGUGUUCCGAGAGAAGGAAUGUACGUCCUUAGCCCUGGGUGUUUGCGGCUGAACGCCCAGCCACAGGUGAUUGAGGAGCGUGCGUCUUGUAGCUUAAUGGGAAUACGACAGCGGCAAAGUGAGUUUACGUUCCUCAGCAAGAUGACCUUCAAGCCAGUCACAGAUGGUGUGGAAGCUGGCACAAGUGUUUUUCAGAAGGAUGACAACUACGUCAACUUCGUCGUUCAGCUCGUGGGAGGGAAGCACAGGGUGUGCGUCACCCUAAAGGAGCGAGGAAAGGAAGAGCGUGCUCUUUAUGGCGAUGAUCUUGCCGCCUACCAGGGCGGCAUCACAUUCAGGAUCGAAUCCUGCAACCACGCAUACAGCUUCAGCUACUCCCUGGAUGAUGGGGCCAGCUUUACAUCGUGCGCAGAGAUGGCUGCAGAUCUUUUGCUGAGCUACGGGUACACUGGCAGCUACCUUGGGCUCUACAGCACCAGCAAAGGAAAGCCUUCCGAAGACUAUGCCGAGUAUGCUUUUGUUCAGCACUCCGCGUCGCUGCGUUUACCAGCACGUGGUGGGUAA
Molecule: messenger RNA, 1677 nt
Organism: Symbiodinium necroappetens
Lineage: Eukaryota; Dinophyceae; Suessiales; Symbiodiniaceae
Source: the annotation of a GenBank genome assembly